Molecule: messenger RNA, 1587 nt
Organism: Notothenia coriiceps (black rockcod)
Lineage: Eukaryota; Metazoa; Chordata; Actinopteri; Perciformes; Nototheniidae
Gene: ptx3a
Product: pentraxin 3, long a
Exons: 4
Biological process (GO): innate immune response
Molecular function (GO): complement component C1q complex binding
Source: RefSeq, a predicted model, not a curated record
GACACCUUCUACAAUGAAAUCGGCGAUGGCGAAACACCAGAACCCACGCCCACUCCAGUCCCUUGCAGUUCUCGGGACCUGACCAAAUGGGACAAACUCUUCUCCAUGCUGGAGAACAGUCAGAUGAGGGAGAACAUGAUGCUGCAGUACGCAGACGACAUCAUCAAAGUGGAGAUGGGGUCGCUGCGCGGGGAAAUGCUCAGGUUUGUAGCCCAGUAUGGUGGUUCCUGUGGGGUUGCGGUUGAGACGGCAGGAAGAAGGAUGGCCCUGCAGCUGGAGGGCCGCUUCAAAGAAACAAUGGAGCGCUUCAAACCCAGAGAUCAGACUUCUGCCAGGAAUUCUGCCGGGACGUCCGACCACCUCGAUGAGAGGCUGCAGCAGCUCCUCUCCGCAACGCUACUACAAGCUACCCGACUCGCCAAGAUGGAGCACAGUUGCCUCAGGAACGGCCCACGAGCUGGGAUGGGGAUGGAUGUUAAGACGGUAUCCAAGCUCCCAGAGGCAGCAGGGAACCAGGAGCAACAGGUCCCAUCCCGAGAGGGGGCUCUGGACGGCUUGCUGGCCGCGCUGCAGCAGACGAGGGAGGAACUGGGGGAGGUUCUGAGGUCAUCGAGGCAAAGACAACUACCCGCAGGCUGUGAGAUGGCACUCCUCUUCCCCAUGCGUUCCCGUCGAAUCUACACCUCCGUGAUUCCUGAAGUCCCUCUGUCCAUCUCCUCCUUCACCAUCUGCAUGUGGGUGAAGCCGACCGCCGUCUCCAACAGAACCGUGCUCUUCUCCUACGGGAACCGCCGCAACCCUUAUGAGAUCCAGCUGCUGCUCGGCCAAUCCUCCGCUCUCUUCACCAUCGGAGGAGAGGCUCACCUGGUGGAGGCUCGGGGGGUGGUGAGUGGAUCGGAGUGGAUCCACCUGUGCGGGGCGUGGACCUCCCAGCAGGGCCUGGCGACGCUGUGGGCGGGCGGGAAAAAGGUGACCUCCACACCUGGGGUCGCUGAAGGACACGUUAUACCCGACGGAGGCUCCCUGCAGCUGGGGCAGGAGAGGAACGGCUGCUGCCCCCUGACUCCCAGCGGCGGCAGCGGGGUGGCCGGGUUCGAAGAAGGGUUCGAUCCCAAGCUGGCGUUCGCGGGGAAGAUGACGGGAGUGAACAUGUGGGACAGGCUGCUUUCAGAGGGGGAGAUUACCCAGCUGGCUUUGCGGGAGGGCCAGGGCUGCGAGCAGAGGGGGAACGUGGUGGCGUGGGGGGCGACGGAGAUGGUGCCACACGGAGGCGCUCAGUUCGUCAACUAACAGAUUCACACUCCUCGUGAGGGAUGAAAGGUCACAAUUGUGAAUAUGAGCAACAUCGUAAUAAGCUUUAAUGCUAAAACUCACCAGAGCAUCUAACUGCUUAUAUCACCUCUGUCCCUUUAGUUACAAGUUUUGAUUAUGUUUUAGUUUUUUCAUCUCAAUUAUCAUAAAUCUAAUGCUGCGAUGGACUUUACUGGACAUGUUCAGAUGAGAGAAAGCUAAUUUAAAGAGGCCCUAUUGUGUCUUAGGGGGUUUUCCCUUUCCUGUUGUGUGUUAUAUACGUUUGUGUGCAUGUAC